Molecule: messenger RNA, 1598 nt
Organism: Ficedula albicollis (Collared flycatcher)
Lineage: Eukaryota; Metazoa; Chordata; Aves; Passeriformes; Muscicapidae
Gene: YJU2
Product: coiled-coil domain containing 94
Exons: 8
Coding region: 67-1026 (319 amino acids)
Biological process (GO): mRNA splicing, via spliceosome
Cellular component (GO): U2-type catalytic step 1 spliceosome
Source: RefSeq, a predicted model, not a curated record
CGGCGGGCGGCGCGGAGGCGGCUCCGGCAGCAGCGGCAGCAGCGGGGAUCGGGAGAAGCCGCAGCGAUGUCGGAACGGAAAGUGCUGAACAAAUAUUACCCCCCGGACUUUGAUCCGGCCAAGAUCCCGAAGCUGAAGCUCCCCAAGGACCGGCAGUACGUGGUGAGGCUCAUGGCCCCCUUCAACAUGAGGUGCAAGACGUGUGGGGAGUACAUCUACAAGGGCAAGAAGUUCAACGCCCGCAAGGAGACGGUGCAGAACGAGUCCUACCUGGGGCUGCCCAUCUUCCGCUUCUACAUCAAGUGCACGCGCUGCCUGGCUGAGAUCACCUUCAAGACAGACCCCGAGAACACGGAUUACACCAUGGAGCACGGCGCCACCAGGAACUUCCAGGCAGAGAAGCUCCUGGAGGAGGAGGAGAAGAGGAUGCAGAAGGAGAGGGAAGAGGAAGAGCUCAACAAUCCCAUGAAGGUGCUAGAGAACCGAACCAAGGACUCCAAGCUGGAGAUGGAGGUCCUGGAGAACCUGCAGGAGCUGAAGGAGCUCAACCAGCGCCAGGCCAACGUGGAUUUUGAGGCCAUGCUGAAGCAGUACAAGGAGCUGGAGGAGGAGCAGAGGCGCAAGGAGCAGGAGGAGGACGAGCAGGAGAUGAAGGCCAUGCUGGAGCAGGCCCAGAACCGCCGGCUCCUGCAGGAUUCCGACUCUGACGAGGAGCCGACAAAGCCCCGCGCGAAUCCCGCGGCGCAGCCAAAACCCACAGACAUCCUGCAGGAGGAGCCCCAGCCCCAGAACAAGAAGCCGAGGACGGAGAGCUGGGAGCGCAGCGUGGGCAAGCUCAGCAGCAGGGCGCAGCUGGCCGGGCUGGUGACCCACAGGAGGCAGAAGCCAGAUCCUGCCCCGGAUAAUGGGAUGGAAACACGAGGCACCACGGCCAGCACUGGCUCACUUCCAGCAGCAGCAGCAGCCACGUCCUCGCUGGGAUUAUUGGGAGCCUACUCAGACAGCGAGGACAGCGCCAGCGACUGAGGAGCCAGUGGGGCAGGGGCAGGGAUGGGGCAGGGAUGGGGCUGUCCCCCCUCCCUGCAGCCCCACACAGAGCUGGAAGCACAGCCAGGGCCCCACAGGGUCCAAGCCACGGCUGUUCUCACAUCCUGCCCUGCAGCAGCAGCACAGGGAAGGUGUUUUCCCUGCAGCAGGAGUCCUGGGGAAGCCCCAGCCGUGUCCAGCGUGUCCCAGCCCUGCUGCCAGCAUGUGUUGGGGAGUGCCAGGGCUGGACAGGACAGGACUCUGCUGUGUCCAUUCUGGGGGUGCCGCUGCCCUCACCCCCACACUGAUCAUGCCCAGGUCGGGUUUGGGGUGCCCUGAGGCACCUUGGAUCCUUCCCAUGGGGGUGCAGGGGAGGGUGGGUGCUCAGCCCCCCCUCCUUCACUUCACCCCCAGCUGUUCCUGUGCCAGGCUGUCUCAGAUCCCACCUUUGCACAGACCUGGGGGGCUCAUCCAGCUCCCCACUGCAGGGACAGGGACAGGGCUGUCCUGCCACCACCAGCCCCCCCAGAUGUCCCCAGGAGCUCAGGGACAAACCCCUCACCACCAUUCUG